CCGUAAGGGUCUCUCGUCUCGUGCCAGCAGCACCAUGCAGCGGCCGCAGCUCGCAGGGGCUGGGUGCAGCAGCCCGGGUGUAGGUCUGGCCCUGGCCUUGCUAUGCACGGGCCCCUGGGCAGCUGCAGCCCUUGCCUCGUGGGGACAUGAAGCUCAGUGCGAAGUGUGUAAAGGAUUUUUGGACAGAUUUUACAACUCCUUAAAAGACAAACAUUCUGACUUCAGCAUGGCCACCAUAGAGAAAGAACUGAUCACCAGCUGUAUGGAUACAAAAGGAAAAGAACAACGCCUGUGCUAUUACAUUGGGGCAACAAGCGAUGCAGCCACAAAGAUCAUCAGCGAGGUCAGCCGCCCAAUGAGUGCUCAUGUGCCUGUGUCGAAGAUAUGUGAGAAACUGAAGAAGAAUGACAUUCAGAUCUGUGAGCUCAAAUAUGAAAAGAAACUGGACUUAAACUUGGUGGAUCUCUCCAAGAUGAGAGUGGCUGAGCUCAGGAAGAUUCUGGAUAGCUGGGGAGAAGUGUGCCGAGCAUGCAUAGAGAAAACAGACUUUGUGAACUUGAUUAAGGAGCUGGCACCUAAGUACACACUUACAAACCCCAAAUCAGAUCUUUGAUUGACACUUGUACCAAACCUAUGAUAGGUCCUUUCACAUGUGCCCUGAAGCAGGAAGCAGUCUGUAAAGCCAGCUGAAGACAAUCACUGUUUGCUUUCCAUUGCUUAAAUAGAAUUUCCCCAAGGAAGGAAGUCUUUGUACUAUUUCUCCUACCCCUGUGGAAAAUACCAAAUUCAAGAUGGAUUCCAGCACCCAGUGGCAUGGUCACAUGUCUUUGUAGGGCCAACCUCAGUUUAGACUUAAAGGAAAAAGAAGACUGUUCACAGAUCUUUGUUUGAAUACUGGGCCAUUAAGUCCCUUAAGUACCACUUAUGGCUUUCACUAGAAUACCCAGAUUAAUAAACAGGUCUAUACUUCAUAUUUCCAACUUCACAUACAGGAAAGACACAUUCACACAAGUAGAAUAUACACAUUCAGAGGAUUACAAGAUCUUGAAUGAUUAAUUACUUGCCCCAUUUUGCAUAAAGCAUAUUAAAGUUAAGCAUAUUUGUAAUCAAAAAACACAUUUCCAUAAAAAAGGGGGCACAGUGUCACACCAACUACUUUUUCUUCAUGCUGCUGAGGCUGUCACUCUGCAUACUCUGGCAAAAGAGGUACUGUGUCUCUGAGGGUCCUAUGACAAGAAAAGAAAGUUUGGCGCCAUCUUCACAGCACAAGGUUGAUGGGAGCAUUUGCUCUCAUAGGCUUCCCUAAUUCCUCACAAAUCGAGGAGUACAGGCACUGACCAGUGAGCACCCUCAGCAUUUGAUUUAGCAGGUCUUUACAAGACCCACUAAAUCGAACACGAGAAGAUUGAUCUCCGGAGUAGCAAGUGGAGACAUAGUCUAAGUGGCCUGGUUUUAAGAAGUCUGAACACCCAGCAACAGCCAUUGAUUUAAUCCAUGAAGGUAAAUAAUUGCUCUUGAAGAUGUAAAAUACUCUUCUUGCCCACAGUGUGAUUUUAUAUGACCAUAUUAAAUUGCAUUUUAAGAGGGAAGGUGGGGGAAAUAGCCAUUUAAAAGAAGUCCAGAAUGCCUGUGAAAAUGAGACAGCUGUUAGAAGCAUUUUGGUCACUGACACAGGAAUUCCAGCCUGUGAUCCAGCCCCCAGCUGCAGCCAGCAAAACCAAUUGAGCAAAACUCGUAAAUGGCAGCCUGCACCUGUACACUGUGUAUGUGCCAGCUUGGGUGGUUUUGAGAAGGAAAGGAAGUCUCAAUAACGGAACUCAAUCGACUCAGAGUGCAAUGCAGAAGCUGUAUGGAGGCUGUAUUGUAAGAGAUCACUUAUUAAUAAGCUUGCAAACCCAAAUAAGGAAGAGUUCAGUAUAUCUCAAUAAGGAGGUAUCCGUGUUAAGAAAGCUUCAGUAUCUCUGUAAAAGCUACUAGUAUCUUUACUAUAUAAACUGAGGCUAAUGGCAAUCAGGCUGCAAAAACUGAAAUCAGAGGCAUUUAGUUUUUGCUAAUAUAACACCAUGUCUGGAUGUGUCAUCUGCGCAGGAACCAACACAUUUAUGUGGAUUGAUUAGUUUGGGGACAGUGGCAAACUCAAGGAUCUUUACAUAAUUUAGCCAGUAAAGGGGGACAGAGACACAUCUGGCUAAUGCCACACAUAAAAAGUCCAACCUAUAAGUUGUUCACCAACUGUCUGUAUUGAGCAUUCUUUCAUUAGGGCCAGAAUUUACUCCCCUUAUUCAUGCUGAAUAGCACUCUGUUCCACAAAUUGCUUUGAUUUGUAAUCCAGCCGUCCGGAUGGACAAGUGGCUAGUAAAAUGAUGGGACUGAUCACUCUAAGCAUGUGAACUUACCUCUAGGGCACCCCCUCAUGCCUGGGCAUAGCAUUGCAGGGGUCCUCAUAUCUAACACCCUCGACUGUGCUCUCUCUCAGACUUCUCUCAAUUCCCCUGCUGGGUGGUCUGUGGUGUGGUCAGCCAAGUCACAAGCAUCUCAUCCCAUUCCAAGGGAGCACAAACAAGUCAAAAUAAAAGUCCAAACAAAUCUUCAAACUAAUAGCUCAUCUACCACUCUCGGGCUUCAGCAUAGUUCCCUUAUAAAAGGGGUGGGAAAUCUGUUUUGGGUCGGGUUCGCUGACCCACAGAAAAA
Pelodiscus sinensis (Chinese soft-shelled turtle) is the source of this 2691-nucleotide messenger RNA. RefSeq names its product cerebral dopamine neurotrophic factor (gene CDNF). Gene Ontology annotation, cellular component: endoplasmic reticulum. Gene Ontology annotation, biological process: neuron projection development; dopaminergic neuron differentiation. The record is from RefSeq and is a predicted model, not a curated record. NCBI's taxonomy places the organism in Eukaryota, Metazoa, Chordata, Testudines, Trionychidae.